This is a messenger RNA of Rattus norvegicus (Norway rat), 6973 nucleotides long. The record is from RefSeq and is a predicted model, not a curated record. NCBI's taxonomy places the organism in Eukaryota, Metazoa, Chordata, Mammalia, Rodentia, Muridae.
UUCUCUCUCUCUCUCUCUCUCUCUCUCUCUCUCUCUCUCUCUCUCACUCUGUGUGUGUGUGUGUGUGUGUGUGUGUGUGUGUGUGUGUGUGUGUGUUUUAAACAUUCUCAUGUAGUCCUGGCUGACUUCAAAAUCCAGUACACAGUGGAGGACGGCUUUGAACUCUGGGUUCACGUGUACACACUGGGGUCACAGGCCUGCGCCACUGUACCCAGCUACUUUCAGACUCCAUAGACUCCAUCCCAAACGUACAUGGACAAGUUGGAAAGAAUUUGUUUCUUGUUUUGAGCAGAAAGUUUGUCUUGUUUAUGUUUGCAGUGUUGGACUGAGGCCCAGGGCCGAUGGGCUUUUGAGGCCGGGUUCACAGAACUCAGGGACAGCUGACUAGGUCUGCUGCACUUUCCUGCAGUCCCAGCACCUGCAGGGCAGAGGCAGGAGGAUCAGGGGUUAGAGGUCACAUAGUCACAAGCAGCAAGCUUGAGGCAAACGACUCUGUCUCAUGGAAGGAAGGAAGGAAGGAAGGAAGGAAGGAAGGAAGGAAGGAAGGAAGGCAGGCAGGAAGGAAGGCAGGCAGGAAGGAAGGAAGGCAGGCAGGAAGGCAGGCAGGCAAUCAGGGACCAUGGAGGCAGAGAGCUGGGGGUGGCAAGGAUCAGGUUUCUGAGAGAGACGGCCAACCAUGGUUCUUCUGUCCUUUCUGCUCACUUAUCCACUGUUGGUCACCAUUCUGGGUGUGAACAGGGUGGUCUCAUAGCCCCAUAACUUGGGCUUCAUGGCACCUGCCUUCUGGAAGUUAGGUUGGUUCAUUUGUUAAACUCUUGUUAGCCCUGAUUUCCGAAUUCCACAGAUUUGGUGUGUCACAGGAAGUCCCCGGACAGGUGUUUCCUGCUAGGCUCUGGGUCACAUUUGGAGCCCUGGCGUGUUUGUCAGGCUUCUCUAGAUGAACAGAGCUCAUAGAAUGAUUCUCUUUCUAUACAGAAAGGGGGUUUAUUAGAAUGGCUUAAAGGCCACUGUCCAACCAGUCCAACGAUGGCUGUUUACCAAUGGCAGGUUCAGGAAUCCAGUAGUUGCUCAGUCCACAAAACUUGAUGUCUUAGCUGGUCUUCAGGAAUGCACUGGAGUCCUAAGGAAGUAGGCUCUAAUGUCAGUGAAGGAGUGGACUUGCUAGGGGGAGUGAGAACAAGCAGGCCAGGAGAGCAAGCCUCUUCCUUCCAAGUCCUUUCUGUGGGCUACCAGCAGAAGGUGUGGUCCAGGUUAAAGGUGGAUCUUCUCACCUCAAAAGCAGUCUGGAUUAAAAAGUGGGUUUUCCCACUUUAUAUGAUUUAAUUUAGAAAAAAGUCCCUCACAGAUGUACGCAGCCACUUGGGUUUUGGUUAAUUCCUAACGCAGUCAGUUCACAGCCAAGGGCUCACAGCUACAUGGUAUGGCUGAGGUUCGAGUAGAGCAGCCUGGCUGGGUGUGUUGUUGGGUGGCUUCCCCUGGUAGGGUUACAACCUGGACUGACCCAGAGACAUAUUAAUAAGCCACAGAAGCAAUUUAAAAGCUCCCUAGUUGCUCCGUAAAAAUUACAAAAGACAUAGGGGAAAUUAGUGGUAAUGUAUUUUGUUUAACUCAGACUAUCCCCAGUAGAAUAAAUUCAACAGGGAUUCGGUGUAACAAAAUAAUUAACUUGGGAGCUGGUAGUGUGGCUCAGAGGAGGAAUGCUCACUGACAAGCCCAAGGCCUUGAGGUCAAUCUGCAGGACUUGGGGGAGGGGUCUGCAGGAAUAGGGGUGGGCACACGGGAUGCUGUUGAGGAUGGAAGCUGAGGACACACACACACACACACACACACUCACACACACACACACUCUCUCACACACACACUCACACACACACACACUCUCACACACACUCUCACACGCACACAUACACAUACGUGCACGCGCACACACACUCACACACUCACACACGCACACACACUCACACACUCACACUCACACACACUCACACACACAUACACACACGUGCACGCGCACACACACACUCACACUCUCACACACACUCACACACACACACUCACACAUGCACACACGUGCACGCGCACACACACUCACACACACUCACACACUCACACACACUCACACACUCACACAUGCACACACGUGCACGCGCACACACACUCACACGCACACACACUCACACACUCACACACACUCACACAUACACACACGCACACACACACACACUCACACACACACACACACUCACACACACACACCACCUCCACCCCGCAUGGUUCAGGGAAGCAGUCUUCAGCACUGUAACCCCAGCAUCUACAGGUGUUUGUGUGCUAAGUCUUCAAAAUGGCGCAGGACUUUCACUUAGCGCACACUCCCUUCGUGACCCACUGUACUUCCGAACUCAGCUGGAGUCAAGAACCCAAUCACAUGCGUGUGUAUGAGGCUCUGGCCUCUGGCUUCGUGUCAGGGUGUGGGGUGGAAAAGACUAAACCUUGCUUUAAAGACUUUCCAUUUUCACUGACUGGGUAGCUGGCAAACAACCGGAGAGCACCAGGCUGUAGACCCCGGGGUGGGAGCAAGCGGUAAGAAAGCAUCCCUGGCAAAGUUCUGAUCAGGGGGAACGGGGUGGGAGCAAGCGGUAAGAAAGCAACCCUGGCAAAGUUCUGAUCAGGGGGAACGGAGAUGUGGGGCUAGGGGUGUGGGUCUGGGGGUGUGGUCAAAAGAUGCAUUAGCCAGGCUUGCUUCUGUAACCCUAACAUUUAGAAGGUAGAGGCCAGGGGUUGGGGAUUUAGCUCAGCGGUAGAGCGCUUGCCUAGCGAGCGCAAGGCCCUGGGUUCGGUCCCCAGCUCCAAAAAAAAAAAAAAAAAAAAAAAAAGAAGGUAGAGGCCAAAGGAUCCAGAGUUCAAAGGUUCCCUCAGUUACAUGGUGAGUUUGAGGCCAGCCUGGGCUACACGAGACUCUGUAUACAAAAACAAAAUGUACAAGAGAUAUUGAAACAGGAGGAUCACUGUGAGUUCAAAAGAACUGGACUAUGUCCCUGUCGGAAAUAAAUAGAUAAACAUUUCAAAGGUUAGGCAUUUGACCAGCUCAUGGAAAUACGACUGGAGGCUCAAAAGAACCUAGCUGUCCCUCCCUAGGAACCAUUAGUGUUCUAUCUGUGGUAAGAAUGUUAGCAUGGUACCUCAGGCCGAUACUCCUAACACUUGGGAGGCUGCCUAUGGGUUUUGACUUUGUGCCCAUUUUGUAAUCUCAGAACUUGGGAGGUGAAGGCAGAUCAUGUGUUCAAGGCCGUCCUGGCUUCUGUCUCAACAAAAACAGAGACACCUAUUCUGUCAGGCAGGGAGCCCCAAAUACAAUCCCUGCUCCUAUUUAGAAGUUGGAUGCAGGAAGCUAACGAGACCCACAAGAUUGUAGGGAACGGUCAAGGCUAGCCCAGCAACUAACUGAGACCCUGUCUCAAAGCAUCUAGAAAGGGCCAGGGAGGCAUGUAGGUGGUAGGUCACUUUUCUAGUAAACCCUGGUUUCAAUCCCUACACGCAUCCCAAUAAAAAAAAUCAAAACAAGUCAAUAGCAAUUCAAUAUAUUAUCAGCUGACUAACAUUGAACUAACCUUAUCUCCCAUUUAUGCCAUGUGUCACACAGAAACACACUAAGCGCCACUACAGCAUGGCAUUGUCUUAAAAAUCUAACAGUAAACCAGAACACGGGCACUCUUUCCUCUCUGUCUGAGAUGCUAGAAUCACAGGGGUGUGUCACCACAUCCUGGAUACAUUACUAUCUAAAAAUAAAAGAACAAAACAAAAUGAAGGCAACUUUUUUUUUUUUUGAGAUAGGUUCUUUCACUAUGUAGUUUUGGACAUCUGGGAACUCGCUCUGUAGACCAGGCUGGCCCCAUCACAAAGGGAUCUGCCUACUUCCACCUCCCCAGUCCUGAAAUGAAAGGUAGACACCACCAUGCCUGACCCUUUAAAAAUACUAUUUUAUUAUUUUUAUGUGGAUAGCUUGAGAGAGUGUGCAUGUGCAUGCAUGCGUAUGUGCGUGCAUGCGUGCAUGUGUGUGUGUGUCUGUGUGUCUGUGUGUUUAAGUGCAGAGUCCAUUCUCAUAUCGUGUGAGCAGUUUUGGGGUUGGGACUUGGGUCACCUGACUUGGCAGCCCCUUCAGCUGCUCAGCUAUCUCGUUUGCUGUCCCCUCUUUUUUCAAAUAUUAAAACAGAUUAGACAAAUUUCUGAAUCUAAUUAGGGCCAAGAUUUGCAGUAUUCCACGUUUUAUGUGUAAGUAUAUAUACAUUUAUGUACAAAAAAACCUUUAUAAAAAUUGGUUGUACUGGCUGGUUUUGUGUGUCAGCUUGAGGAAAGUUGGAGUAGUCACAGAGAAAGGAGCCUCCCUUGAGGAAACGCCUCCAUGAGACCCAGCUGUAAGGCAUUUUCUCAAUGAGCGAUCAAGCAGGGAGGGCCCAGCCCAUUGUGGGUUUGUCAUCCCUGGGCUGGUGGUCCUGGGUUCUAUAAGAGCAGGCUGAGGGAGCCCGGGGAAGCAAGCCAGUAAGCAACAUCCCUCUGCACCAGCGCCUGCUUCCUGACCUGCUUGAGUUCCAGCCCUGACUUCCUUUGGUGAUGAACAGCAGUGUGGAAGUGAUGCACGCCAGAAAUUCCGGUCUGUCCUGGUUGAGGCGACGGUGAAACUUGACGAGCUGGCGAAGAAAAUCGGCAAGGCUGUAGAGGACUCGAAGCCCUACUGGGAGGCCCGCAGGGUGGCAAGGCAGGCUCAGCUAGAAGCGCAGAAAGCCACACAGGACUUCCAGAGGGCCACUGAGGUGCUCCGUGCAGCCAAGGAGACAAUCUCCCUGGCCGAGCAGCGGCUGCUGGAGGAUGACAAGCGCCAGUUUGACUCUGCUUGGCAGGAAAUGCUGAAUCACGCUACUCAGAGGGUCAUGGAGGCUGAGCAGACCAAGACACGGAGCGAGCUGGUGCACAAGGAGACAGCGGCCAGGUACAAUGCCGCCAUGGGCCGCAUGCGGCAGCUGGAGAAGAAACUCAAGCGAGCCAUCAACAAGUCCAAGCCUUAUUUUGAGCUAAAGGCCAAGUACUACGUGCAGCUCGAGCAACUGAAGAAGACAGUGGAUGACCUUCAGGCCAAGCUGGCCCUGGCGAAAGGCGAGUAUAAGGCAGCCCUGAAGAGCCUGGAGAGGAUCUCGGAUGAGAUACACGAGCGGCGGCGCUCCAAUGCCAUGGGGCCUCGGGGCUGUGGCGUGGGGGCAGAGGGCAGCAUCACCUCAGUGGAGAACCUGCCUGCAAGCAAGCCUGAGCCUGAUGCCAUUUCCGUGGCUUCAGAAGCCUUUGAAGAUGACAACUGCGGCAACUUGGUGUCUGAAGAUGACUCAGAAACCCAGUCUGUGUCCAGCUUUAGUUCAGGACCAACAAGUCCAUCUGAAAUGCCUGACCAGUUCCCUGCAGUGGCAAGGCCCGGCAGCCUGGAUCUGCCCAGCCCUGUGUCCCUGUCAGAAUUUGGGAUGAUGUUCCCAAUACUGGGUCCUCGAAGUGAAUGCAGCGGGGCCUCCUCCCCUGAAUGUGAGGUGGAACGAGGAGACAGAGCAGAAGGGGCCGAGAAUAAAAUGAGUGACAAAGCCAACAACAACCGCGUUCUCAGCAGCACCAGCGCUGGCGGUGGCAGGAGCAGGAGCCAAAGCAGCACAUCCCUCGAGGGUCAGGCCUUGGAAACCCGUAUGAAGCAGCUCUCCCUACAGUGCUCAAAAGGAAGAGAAGGAAUAAUUGCUGACAUAAAAACGGUGCAGAUUGGCUGAUCCACCCGGGGCUGUGGCCCAUGUGCAGCUCGUAUUUAUACACGAAAUCCAAGAACAUUGUGCCAAUAAUCAUUUAACAUAAGCCAAAUAGUACGCACUUACUCUAGACCACACUAACAAGUUUCAGUGACCUUGAGGGCCAAGCAAUGUCCCCCUGGUAAGAGCUCUUGGGCUGGUGCGUUUUUCAGAGCAGAGCCACUGCAGGUAAACUGUGCCCAGGGCCACGGCCUUGGCAGAGCCUUCCCUGUGGAAGCAAUAACUAGUUUCUGUGAGAGAACCUGAGCCGGGAGAGCCGGGCACGUAGCCAGACUGGGUCACAGCCUGCAUCUCUAUCCCUGUGUCUCCUCCACCUGGGGAAACUGAGAUGAUUUUGACAUCACAUCACAGGGCACCAAAAUAAUUUAAAAACUUACAUAAACAAAAACUCAAGUGUUCCGAACACAUUGUAACAACAAUGCCAGGGACACAGUUCACUAUCAUCGCCUCUGGUGCUCAGAGGGGUUAAGGAGCAUGUCUUCUGGGAAACCGUUGAACCAUUUCCUAGGGAAGCCACCAUGAACUUGCACUUUUUGGGGUGGGAACAGUGAAUGCCAAUGUGGGGAUGGGGAAUGAAGUAGCGGGGACGUAGAUAGCAUAGACAGGAUCUGCGGCUGGGGACGGUUUUAUAGCCUGCCCGCCAAGGGGCUUUAUUCUAAGAGACGUGCAUGUGAGGAAUGAUUACCACGGCUCUAUCUAGAUUGACAAGGAGUUCAUUUCUCUGUAGACUGUAAUUUCUACAAUAACAGAUUAUUUAAGGUUUAUGCUGCACCUAGAAUUCCUUAGAGGAAACUGUCCUUGAAGCUAGGAAAGGGAGUGGGCAUGGUUGGUAAAUAGAAGCAAUGGAUCUGUUAUGCUAAUAGUAGUGUCUAGACUUAGUGUUUCUGGUUAUGCAUAUUUAGAGCACUGUAUUUUAUGUGUCUUGUUUUAUUAAUCUACCAUUUCUGGAAAAAAAAAAAAAACCAACCCGUUUCAAACUGCCUGUUAAUGUUAGCCAUGUAUGUAUACCUCUCUCUUCAUACACGAGUGUUUCUCUUUUUUAUUGAUGGACACAGUAUCCUUAUUACAAGGUUAUUUUGUACUUGUUUUAUUACCUGGAGUGUAAUAAAAACUAAGAAGACUUUGUGACUUCCGAUGAGAAA